AUGCUGUAUCUGACAGCCGACUUCUUUCCCAUCUUUGUACCAUUGGGGGUCAUUGGAUUCUAUCGUUAUCUAAUUUUCUUAAUCAAGCUACUUGCAUGGAUCGUAUACCGCCCCAUUCGCCCAUUGGAAAAGCCUAUCUAUGACCCAGAGCAAGAUGUUACCAUUGUUGUACCCACUAUUGAUGCUGGUGAAGAAUUCAAGGAAGCUGCACGAUCUUGGUUGGCAUGUCGACCAAAGCAGAUAUUGGUUGUAACAGAGGAGGCUAUGCGAGAGCCGAUCCAAGAAUUAGCAAAUACGAUUGCACCCGACAAGAUCAAGAUUUAUUCAGUGCCCAAAGCAAGCAAACGUGACCAAAUGGUAGAAGGGAUCCGGCACACGGAUACCGACAUCCUUGUGUUUGCAGAUGAUGAUGCCAUAUGGAAGCCUACAAUGUUGCAAUACAUUCUUGCAUGCUUUGAAGAUGAAUCGAUUGGUGGAGUGGGUACAUCGCAAAUCGUAAAACCUCUUGGCAAACGUCAAACGGUGUGGGAAGUGCUUGCAGGCUUUCGAUUGACCAUCCGCAACAUUGAAGUGGCUGCUUCAACGCAUAUCGAUGGAGGUGUAUGCUGCAUAUCAGGCCGUACAGCCGCCUAUCGCACCGUCAUCCUCAAGGAUCCCAGCUUUAUCCACAACUUUACAAAUGACUAUUGGCGUGGAAAGUACAAGCUCAAUUCAGGCGAUGACAAGUUUCUCACACGAUGGAUGAUCUCACAUGGGUGGCGAACCUAUAUGCAAGUAUGUCCAGAAGCACAGCUGCAAUCUACCUUUAAGGAUAGCUGGCGGUUUUUGUUACAAGUUUUACGGUGGACUCGCAAUACAUGGCGAUCGGAUUUUCGUUCGUUGUUCACCGAACGCUUUCUCUGGACUCGACAUCCAUUUGUUUCAUACACCAUGAUUGACAAGUUCUUCAACCCUCUUACACUUCUCAGUGGCCCAGUAUCAGUCGUAAUCCUUUGUUUCCUUCAGUAUCAUUUACCACAAUGGAACAUUGUCGCCUCGUAUCUUGUAUGGUUGAUCCUCACUCGCCUUGUUAAACUUUCACCUCAUCUCAUUCGCUGGCCACAGCACAUCAUUGCUCUUCCCGCUUUCUUACUUUUCAACUUUUAUUUUGCAUUCAUGAAGAUUUAUGCCUUGUUUACACUUAAUACUACUGGCUGGGGCACACGUAAACUUGCAACAGGCCAAACCCAAUAA
Molecule: messenger RNA, 1233 nt
Organism: Lichtheimia ornata
Lineage: Eukaryota; Fungi; Mucoromycota; Mucoromycetes; Mucorales; Lichtheimiaceae
Exons: 1
Coding region: 1-1233 (410 amino acids)
Source: RefSeq, a predicted model, not a curated record